GUUCCUUUAGUUUAGUUAGGCCAUAAACGUGACAAAAUGGCGUCCUACAAAGACACGUGUGUUACAGACGAUGAAUUAAAGCUUGCGACAAUUAUUUGGGACUAUAUGAAACUAAAUCAUGUUUGUCGUAAGAGUGAUUUAAUACUGUGUCUCGGAAGUUACGAUAUACGCGUAGCAGAGAAAGCGGCCUCACUUUUUCUACAAGGAAUGGGAGAUUUGCUGGUAUUCUCGGGAAACACGGGAAAACUGACAGAAAAUGUGUGGAAAGAACCGGAAGCCAUUGUUUUCUCUGAGAGAGCAAAGCAGAUGGGUGUUCCAGAUGAAAAUAUUCUUAUUGAGGCGGAAUCGACAAAUUCCGGCGAAAACGUUCGUUUUACAUAUAAUAUGUUGUCCGGGAAAGGCAUCAACCCUAAAUCUUUCAUACUCGUGCAGAAGCCGUACAUGGAGAGACGCGCAUACGCCACGUUUAUGAAACAAUGGCCCGGUGACGUACCGGAAGCAGUAUUUGUGACGUCACCGGACGUAGAACUUUUGGAUUAUCCAAGUGAUACAACUGGUCCAUUGAGCGAUGUUAUAAAUGUUCUUGUUGGAGAUUUAGCAAGAAUGAAGCUUUACGAAGAAAAAGGUUUCCAGAUUCACCAAGAUAUACCAGAAAUCGUGCAAAAUGCGUUUGAUAGGUUACUAAAUUCUGGGAAAUAUAACAGUCAUAUACCUACGUGGUAGGCCUAAUACUGAACUUAAACACAUUAGACAGAACUCUUAAGACAUUAAAAGAAACUCUGGAAUAACAAAAGAAAUGUAAAAAUGUCACUAUUGAUUGAUAUUGCGAAAUAUUUUGUUCUACAUGUUUUGCCAAUUUAUUAUAGCGGAAAAUGUGUGGUCUUAAAUUAUUUUUGAGUUCUGAUGCGAAGGAAUUAUAUCAGGAGGAUGCAGCUCAAAUGAUGUAAUAAUAUGCAUCUAAUCGACAUUUAUUUUAUUGAAGAGAUAUUUCAUUUCUAUUCUCACACCAAGUAGGCCUAUAUAUGCUCUCCGCUAUGACCGAUGACGUCACGAUAGUGACAUACAUACAUUUGAUUUUGUUGCAUAAAAACACCGAUACCCUCUAUCAGACAGGAAAAUAAAUCGAGUUUUGAUAAUAUUUCUGUUAAAAUUGUAAAUACAGUUGACAACAGCGA
Mercenaria mercenaria is the source of this 1175-nucleotide messenger RNA. RefSeq lists its product as uncharacterized. Bases 37 to 723 code for a protein of 228 amino acids. The record is from RefSeq and is a predicted model, not a curated record. Lineage: Eukaryota; Metazoa; Mollusca; Bivalvia; Venerida; Veneridae. Gene Ontology annotation, cellular component: plasma membrane. The transcript has 3 exons.